AUGUCGAAAGGCUGCUCCAUCUCGUCAGUAUCAAAGUCUGCCUUGCAGAAUAACCUGGGUAUCCGCAUACUCAUCGAGGACGCAAAGUCGCACACCCAAGAGGGCGGUCUAGUCAGUCCGACCCUGAGUCCUAACGAGUUCAACGAACUUUGGGACGAUGUUAGAGCCAAGGCGGAUACAGCUCAGGAAGCAACAGAAGAAUCAACACAGGAUCUCAGUAACCCCGAAGGUAGAAAAGGACUCCGGAAGCGAAGGGCGCGGACAAACGAGCGAGACUCCGAUUUUGUAGCUACCAAGCUAAAAGACAUCUUUGCUGCUGUGCGAGAUGACGCCCAGUUCACAGAGGCAGACCUUGAAGGCUUGGAUCGCUACCUUCCCCGCAAGAUUGUCGAGACCACUCGAGACCAAGCGCUAGAGUUUAUCAGUCGUGGUGAUGCGGAAGGCGCCUGUAAAUUGCUUGAAGACGCUCUCGCUGAAUUAAACAACCAGCUGGAGAAGCAGAAGCACGUCGACGCGACACCAUGGAAGGUCUCCAUGGCCGAGAUUCUGAUCGACCAGGGGCGGAGACAGGAAGCCCGAGCAGUCCUUUCCAACGUCGCGAGUCCCACCCGCAACGUGUCAGACUCCCCUGACCAUCAAGGCACAGCCUCAGAUGUUGAGUAUGCAAAGAUGAUGGAGAUGGCCCAAGUUGCGCAAGUUGAGGAAGAGCUUGAUCUUUGUCGGAGGGCAGAAGAUUGGGACAAGGUGCGAGAAGUUGCUCAAGCGUUGCAUGGCAUCGACCCCAGCUACUUCGAUCUGGAUAAGCCGAUGGAUCGCUUUGGCCAAGUCCGCCGCAUCCUCAACGCAGGCAUGCUGCAGGAAGCCAAAUACAAACAGGCUAGCGAUCCCCAGACCGGCUGUCUCCACCUCAUGAAAGCACUGGAAAUCUACAACCACGGCUGCUACACAUCGAAGGUCUUCAACGAGUUCUUCAACACUAGCGAAGCUACGGUGUCGGGCUUCGACCAUUCCGACUGCGCCAAUAUCUUCUUCUCCGCGGCGCGGGUCUGCCACCACUUCGACUCCAUAGGCUACCGCAUCAGCCCGAGAUUGUUCAGCUGCAAGGGUCCGAAUCUGACGUGUCAGGACUGGAAAGAUCAAGCACUCCACUUCCUGGAGCAAGGCAGGGCCAGGGCUCUGCUUGACUCGAUCAACCGGGGCCGCGUAGUCAACGAUGUGCGGCGUCGACUGAUCAAGAACAAUAUUUUGUUGCUCACCGAAGCAGCGGUCAAAGUCCUCCGGCAGCGUGGCUCCGCCAUGUCGUCGACCUACAGCUCCAGGGUCCCUUCGGUCUCUGCGGGCGUCCCGGUAUCCCAGCUGCCUAUGCUCACGAAGCUGGACUUCACUCGACGGAAUCAUGGCCACAGUCGCGCCGACUCGUUCGUGCAGCCAGAUCACUCACACACUGUCAGACAGUCGUUGACUUUGGCGACUAGCAACUUAUCCAACUCGACAACGUCCUCGCUGCCUGCUUCGCCGGCUGCGCCAACGCCCACGUUGACUAAAGAGGAGAACUCCCGUCUGCGAGUGCAGAUGAACUGGCGGAGGUGUCUGCUGGGGGUUCUCACUCAGGGACAGGUUGGCUCGUCCAGCAGCAUCGAAGACCUGCGGUCCCGCAUCCCGUCGGACACGCUCGUGGUAGAAUUCGCCCUCGCUUCACGCGCACCCUGCGGCAUCAUGGUGAUCAUCGCCGCAACGGAUGGGGUCAAGGCCGUGGAGUGGACAGAAACAAACACCGAAGAGAUCCGCAGAUGCAUCCGCAACCUGCGGGACUCCAUGCAGACAUUCGACGACCGCACAAGCCAGCCAGGCUCCCCUGAGGCUCCUCUCACACCUACCCUAAACCGCCGCGACUCCACCCUCUACCAAGAGCGCCUCGACGACCUCCUCCGCAAAUACGCAGUCGCCCCCGUCGAACCGCACCUCAAGGACAAGAAAAACCUCAUCAUCAUCCCCUCGGGCGACCUCGCCCACGUGCCCUGGCGCAUCUUCUUCGACCUCCCCACGACCGUCGUCCCCAGCCUCGAAAUCUGGACACGCCUGCAAUCCCAGUCCGCCUCGCCCCCUCCCUCCCCCAAGCUGUGCGCCAUCAGCACCGCGCCCGUCGACGCCGCAAAAGCCGCCGCCCACCUCCCCGGCUCCCUGCGCAACAUCCCCUUCUCCCGCAUCGAAGCGCUGUACCUGGCGCGCACCCACAGCACGACCCCGUUCCUGGCCGACAACGCCCCGCACGCCGCGCUCGCCGCGCACGCCCACGGCGCCACCGUGCUGCACAUCGCCGCGCACUCGUCGUUCGACCCGUCCGCGCCGCUCGCGUCCGCGCUCGACCUCGCCGCCCCGCCGCUGAGCAUCCGCCACUGGCCCGCGCUGCGCAUCGCGGCGCCGCUGGUCGUGUUUAGUGCGUGUCUGUCGGCGUACUCGCGCGCGUACGACUCCGGCGCGACGAUUGGGUUUGCGCACGCCCUGCUCGGCACGGGGAGUGCGUGUUUCGUGGGCAGCUUGUGGCGGGUCGACGACCGGGCUACGCUCUUGUUAAUGGUGCUGUUCUACGGCGCGUUGCGCGGCGGCAAGGGGGUUGCGGAGGCGCUGUGGGAGGCGCAGCGCGGGAUGCAGAAUCUGACGCCGCAGGGGCUGAAUGAGAUUGUGGAUGUGCUGGAGUGUGGGGGCGUGAGGGCGAAGGGGUUUGUGGUGGGCCAGGCGUUCUUGCUGCGGGAGUUGCGGGCGACGGAUGCGCGGGUGUGGCGCGAGGAGCGGUUCUGGGCCGCGUUUGUGGUCAUGGGGUAUGGCGCGGGGAGGGUGUAUCCUGGAUGUGAAGACGAAGAGGGGGAUGGAGUGGGGGAUUGGAGGUAG
Messenger RNA from Boeremia exigua, 2889 nucleotides. Its product is annotated as CHAT domain-containing protein. NCBI's taxonomy places the organism in Eukaryota, Fungi, Ascomycota, Dothideomycetes, Pleosporales, Didymellaceae. Bases 1 to 2889 code for a protein of 962 amino acids. The record is from RefSeq and is a predicted model, not a curated record. The transcript has a single exon.